AUGUCGUCCUCCCAUGAUGCUGCCCGCUCAGCCCCGGCCAAUGACGCGAACGAGUCCGCCACCAUCAUAGCAUGUUCGGUUGUUCUGCUCGGUAUCGCGGCCGUGGCAGUCGGACUGCGCUUCUAUGUGCGGGCCAGGCUCGUUCGCUCGGUCAAGAUCGAAGAUUGGUGUAUGCUGCUUUCACUGGCCUUUGCUAUCCUUGCUUCCACUUUCCUCAUCAAGCAGGCUCAAGCCGGUCUCGGGCGCCCUUUCAGUACCCUCCUCCCAGACGACGUAAUGGCAUUUCGCAAAUGGGCAUGGUUUCAGGGCGUAUUCUACUAUCUCAGUUUCUGGUUCACCAAAAUGUCGAUCCUUCUGCUCUAUCUCCGCGUCUUGACCCACGACUACAUCCGCAAGGCGACUUGGGCGGUAAUCGCGAUCGUGGUGGUGUACAACGUCUAUACAUUCGCCAUGCAUGUCACCAUGUGCAUACCCCUUGCAAAGAAUUGGGAUCCCUCGAUUACCGGCGGGUACUGUCACGCAGAAACUGGACAUGGGCAGCAAAUCUUCUGGGCCGUGAUCUAUUUGCACAUCAUCACCGACUUCAUGAUUUUCGCCAUUCCGAUACCCGUUGUGGCAGCCAUGACGAUUCCCCUGCGCCAAAAGCUCGGCCUGUUAUUUGUGUUUACCGUGGGCUUCUUCGUCUGUCUCGUCUCGAUCGUGCGCGCCGCCCUUCUCCAUCGGUUGAUCAACGCGCCAGAUGUGACCUGGGAUCUAAUCCAAAUCGCAAAUUGGUCUUCGGCCGAGCUGAACGUAUCCAUUGUGUGCGGCUGCAUGCCGACGCUGCGGCCGCUUCUGGCAAAGGCGUUUGGGCCCUUGAUGGAUCGCUUCUUCCCAGAGCCGCAUCAGUCAUUGACCGAUGUCAACGACGAGCAACCCCGGACGAUAGGAUCGAUGCCGCUCAAGGCCUUCAGGUUUGGGAGACAGUCAAAGGAGAAAGGUUCGCGAGCAGCUGCUCCUCCAUCCGCGACGUCCUGGGCCCAGGAAGAAACGCUCGCCAAUGUCAAUCUUGAAACCGCUCGCAACGGUGUGCAUUCUAAGGGCAUGGACUCGGACGCGGAACUCAUUGCCGGGGGCAACGAGGUCGAGAUGCAGUCGAGCCACUGGCUGAAGGAACCGUCAAUGGUGCAUGCCAGGGGUUGA
This is a messenger RNA of Parathielavia appendiculata, 1182 nucleotides long. RefSeq lists its product as uncharacterized. The record is from RefSeq and is a predicted model, not a curated record. The transcript is spliced from 5 exons. The coding region runs from base 1 to 1182 and encodes 393 amino acids. NCBI's taxonomy places the organism in Eukaryota, Fungi, Ascomycota, Sordariomycetes, Sordariales, Chaetomiaceae.